AUGGAAGGCAUUGAAGCAUGGCGACCCAUCAACUACCUGUAUAAGACUAGUCAAAGGGGCUGCGAGAUGUCUUACACGAGCGGGGAAGAUAUGAAAAGAGGAGGAUUCCCGUUCCCGUUACGGUAGGGUGCCAUAGGAAGGCGCAAGGGCAAGGGCUUCAGGAGAUCAAGGGCAAGGACAAGGACGAUGAAGGAACGACUGAUCUUCAAUUUCCUUCUCUUUCUUCCCGUGUGCCUGGGUGACAAAUUAGCGGAGGGUGAUUCGGCGUCUCUACCUGCGGAACAUCGGGCAGUACCCGGAAUACACCUGGGAGGCUUCGGCCCCCCACCAGGGCCUCCAAGGCCUGGCCCCCAUUUCCCACCUGGUCCCCCCCUGGGAGGUGGUCCCGGUGGGGGUCCGGGCGACCCAUGGCCUCUUACCCGACCCGACAUGCCCCAGAUCAAGGCCAUCAACGUCCAAUGCGAGAAGACUCACAUGAAGGUCUACAUCGAGUUUGAUCGACCUUUCUACGGCAUGAUCUUCUCCAAAGGUCAUUAUUCGGAUCCGAACUGCGUCCACCUGGAACCAGGGUCAGGAGCCCUGCAGGCCCAAUUCGACAUCUUCCUAAGCAGCUGCGGAAUGAGCAGUAGUGCUAAUUAUGGAGGAGGAGGAGGAGGAUACGGAGGACCCAGCCCAGCUGGAUCCUUCGUUGAAAACACGAUUAUCAUCCAAUACGACCCUCUGGUUCAGGAAGUGUGGGACCAGGCUCGAAGACUCCGAUGUACCUGGUAUGAUUACUACGAGAAGGCCGUUACCUUUCGCCCUUUCUCCGUCGACAUGUUGGAUGCUAUCACCGCUAACUUCCUCGGCGACAACUUGCAAUGCUGGAUGCAGAUCCAGGUGGGGAAAGGACCAUGGGCGUCAGAGGUGUCAGGGAUUGUGAAGAUCGGUCAGACUAUGACCAUGGUUCUUGCGAUCAAGGACGAUGAGAACAAAUUCGACAUGUUGGUCCGAAACUGCGUGGCCCACGAUGGAAAGCGGGCUCCCAUUCAAUUGGUGGACCAGUACGGAUGUGUCACCCGACCGAAAAUCAUGAGUAAUUUCCAGAAAAUCAAAAACUUUGGCGCGUCUGCCUCCGUCGUCUCCUACGCUUACUUUCAGGCCUUCAAGUUCCCGGAUUCCAUGAACGUUCACUUCCAGUGUGUCAUCCAGGUUUGUAGAUACCAAUGCCCUGAGGCUAAAUGUGGAGGAGGAGGAGGAUAUGGACCCGGACCAGGACUAGGACCAGGGCCUCUUGGAAGACCUGGACCUGGAGGUCCAGGACCUGGGGGUCCAGGUCCCUUACAUCUGGGAGGUCCUCCAUUACCCUUGGGAGGCGAUGACUUCUUCGGACCAGCUUACCCAGAUCCAAGGAUUCCGGGAGGAGACGAAUAUUCAGCGAGUGAGAAGAAGGAGACCAUUGUGUCUCCACCAGGGAAGAAGGAAAACCAGAACCUGAUCAAAGAAGGCGGGCAAGAGCCACGACUUCGUCGCCCCGUUCCAGUACCGGUCCCCUUGGCCUUCCCCAUAAGUCCUCAGAGGAUCCAAGUCCCACCCAGGGCUCAACAGGGUUACUCCUCCGUGAAAAGGGAGGGAAUAGCAGACGGAGCCUCCGUCGGAGGUAGACCACGUUCUGCUCAAGGCGAAAUCCCUAUCAUCUCUGUUCCGAGCGGCCUCCACUCUGACGAGAGGAAAGAGGAAGGAGAAGAGGGCGGUAACAGACGACGUCGUCGACGACACGUGGAACACCCUCGAAUCUACAAGCGAGAUGCGACGGAGAUGACGGACAUCGAAACGUCCAAAGUGAUCCAGGUCGUCGCUCCGGGAGACGUCGCAUUCAAUCUGCAUGGACCUGGAGAUGGAGGAAAUGAGACGGUAGUGGUGAGCAGUGUGAGUGGUGGAGACCUGGAUGGAAGCAGUAUUUGCCUAAGUGUGGCAGGCUUUGCUGCAGGGCUCAUCAUGUUGCUGCUAGUGCUCACCGUGGCAGCGCUGGUCGCUGUGUUCAUGUACCUCAGGAUCCGCGCCUUCACUAACAAGGGGUCGGCCCACACCUUCAUUCACAGCCCCAAUUCCAGCCCUGAAUUCGUCAAAGUUCAACAACCCAAUUGA
Molecule: messenger RNA, 2127 nt
Organism: Darwinula stevensoni
Lineage: Eukaryota; Metazoa; Arthropoda; Ostracoda; Podocopida; Darwinulidae
Source: the annotation of a GenBank genome assembly